Messenger RNA from Alosa alosa (allis shad), 3209 nucleotides. It is a transcript of the gene cdh16, whose product is annotated as cadherin 16, KSP-cadherin. Gene Ontology annotation, molecular function: cadherin binding; calcium ion binding. Gene Ontology annotation, biological process: calcium-dependent cell-cell adhesion; multicellular organism development; cell-cell junction assembly. Lineage: Eukaryota; Metazoa; Chordata; Actinopteri; Clupeiformes; Clupeidae. The record is from RefSeq and is a predicted model, not a curated record. Gene Ontology annotation, cellular component: catenin complex; plasma membrane; adherens junction.
CACGGUGCCGUUUUUUCACACAGUCAAAACCCUUCUGUCUGAAGGAGCACUAGUGUUGGGUGUUAAAAGGUUACAAAGCUGGGAAAAAAUGAAAUUUGGGAAGUCUGCAGUUACUCAUUUCACUAUCCUAAUACUGGGCGUACUUCAAGCUUCCUUUCCAUGUGAUGCGGGUAAUGUAAAGAUCGGCGUCCCAGAGAACUAUGAUGGCAUUUUCCCGUGGUACCUUGCCAAGCUCCAUGACUUGCCCACGACCUACACGGACCUGGUGUUGACGGGGGAUGAUGAGGGCACGUUUGGGGUGGAAGGGGGCAUGCUUUAUGCCCUCAAACCACUGGACAGAGAGAAGCAGCCAUCUUAUUCCCUACAGGUGUCCUUCACCACAGCAGUGCGCACGCAGAGCUUUACAGUGGAGGUGUGUGUCAUUGACAAGAACGACAACGUGCCUCAGUUUAUCGAAGAGAGCAUGCGGGGGAGUGUGCAGCUGGGUCUUCUGAAAGGCAUUCCCUUCAUGCAGGUGGAGGCCUCUGACCGUGACGAGCGCAACACUGCCCACGCUGAGCUGCGCUUCAGUCUGAUGGACCAGACGCCCCGCAUCCCCACCAGCCAGAUGUUCCACAUCGACGCCGAUAGCGGAGAAGUGUCCCUUACUGAGGACGGCGCCUCCACCUUGGACCCUGAGAUGUGUGGGCGUUACAAACUCUCAGUGAUGGUCAGGGACAUGGCAGGGAAAGCCAACGCCUUCUUUUCCACUGGGAUUGUCAUUGUGGAAGUUACUGGAAACACCUGGGCCUCACCGGAUCCUGUGAGACUACAAGAGAAUCUCCCAGGCCCCUACCCCAUACCCAUCUCACAGGUGAAGUGGAGUGGGAGCCUGGUGGAGUAUAGUCUGGAGGGGGAGUUCCCAGAGAUGCUCUUCACCAUCAGCAGAGAUGGAGUCAUCUACCUUAACGCCCCCCUUGACCGAGAGACCCAGGACCAGUUCCAGAUCAGUAUUGUAGUGGAGCGUCCUGACGGGAGGGAGAUAGCCAAACCUGUGGAGCUGCGGGUGAUGGUGGGUGACGCCAAUGACAACCGGCCCACCUUCCCUCAGACUCAGUACCACGCCGUCGUCAAGGAGCUGGCAGUGAAAGGUACCGAAAUCCUCACCGUCCAGGCAGCAGACAACGACGACCCCAAGACUGAUAACGUCCGGAUCUUCUAUCGGUUGGUGGGACAGGUUCCAGAGGGCCCGUGGGCGCUGUUCAGAGUGGACAGAGACUCCGGGGUCAUAACCCUGCAGGCCGACAGCAUGGAGGGCACCUCCCCACAGUACACCCUCACCAUCACCGCAGAGGAUGCUAAGGGAUUGAACAGCUCGUGCACAGUUGUGAUCACUGUGCAGGAUGAAAACAACAACCCACCAGUCUUCUCCCAGCAUGAGUACGGGCCCUACUACUUGGCUGAGGAUGCUGUGGUGGGCAGCACGGUGACGACGGCCUGUGCGUGGGACGCUGAUGAGCGCGGUGGUGACAGCUGGCUGGUGAAUUACCGGCUGGAGUCGGGGAACGAGGAGGAGGUCUUCACGCUGGUGACGGACAGGCAGACAAACGAAGUGUCGCUGGUGCUGGAUAAGGUUCUGGACUUCGAGCGGGAGAGUGAGUACAUCCUGGUGGUCAGUGCCCAGAACCCUGUGGGUCUGGUCCGUGGUCGCUAUGGCCCAGCGUCCACAGCAACCGUCUCCAUCUUCGUGGAUGACAUCAAUGAGGGUCCGGUGCUGUCUCAAAGUCAUUAUGAGGUCACUGUCAGGGAAGGGGAGGAGCCGGGCAGGGUCAUCGCUACAAUUAGGGGUUAUGACCCCGACUCUCAUCCAAUCAGGUACUCCCUGAGAGGGGACACUAAGCGCUACUUUUCCAUCGGGAAAUACUCCGGUGAGCUGAAGACAGUACAGGCCUUGGACCGAGAGGAGAACAGCACCUACACCAUGGAGGUGGUGGCAGAAGACGGAAGGAACUCCUCCUUGUCUGCGUCCACCCUGGUGACAGUGCACAUUCUGGACGUGAACGACAACAGCCCGGUGCUGGUGGGUGACUACUCGUGGAAGUACCCUGCGCCGAUUGGGGCCUUAGGCAGGCUGGUGCUGGCCUCGCGCGACAGCGACGGACCUCAACACGGCGGCCGGCUCAACUCUUCACAGGCCUGUGGCGCCAGAACUGGAAGCUCCAUGCCCCAUCAGCGGUGGGAGAUAUGUGUCGUAAAUGAUACACAUACUAACCUGUCCCUGAACACACCAUAUCUGCCUCCUGAAGUGUACACUGUGCCUUUCACCAUCUCGGACAGCAGUUCCCCACCACGCAGCACCUUCAUCAACUUGCCAGUGACGGUGUGCACGUGUAAUGUGCGGGGAAACUGUCGCAUGGCUGCCAAGCAGCUGCAAGGCAUGCCCACCCUCCAGUCCACUGUGGGGAUCCUGGGUGGCACGUUUGGAGUCAUCGGGAUCAUACUAAUCGUGGUUUUCAUGAGACUGUCCUACCAGAACCCAAAGCCGCCUAGCAAGGCCAACCAGGAGAGAGUUCCACUAAAGAUCUCACUCUGACACACACACCCGCACACACACACACAGACAGACACUCACACACACACACAUGCUGUUACACAAAACACACACCAUCAAAUACCUUCGCUGGGUAAGCUUAUGAGCAUAAAGUUGUCUGAAAGAUUUCACUCCAGUCUCAGCUCAUCACACACACACACACACACACACACACACACACACUGAACACCAUGUGAGAUGUCUUUUUACUCUGUUAUUUCUAUUUACGGCUCCUUUUCGGUUUGUUUCUAGUAUACGUGUAUGGGAUUUAAUAUGGUUAUAGUGCUUCGAGUGUAUAUUAUUAUCAUCACACACACACACACACACACACAUAUGGGUGUGGAUUUAAUAUGGUUAUAGUGCUUAGAGUGUAUAUUAUGAGAAUGUAGCAUACACCUUUUGUUAAGCUUUAGCCCUUUGUGUAGCCCAGACUUUUUUUCUAAUCUAAUUCUAAUUUAUUUCUUGUAUUCUGUUGUACCCGUAAACUGCUGAAGCUAUAUUGUAACAGAAUCAAUAUCAUAUUUUAAUUGUAAUAUUGUUAAUAAUACAGUAUAACAACUGAUGAUUCAUUUUGUUGUUUGGCUGCCACAUCACAAGUCUAAUUAUAUUUCCUCUGCAAUAAAUCUGAAGUGAAUCUCCA